This is a messenger RNA of Myotis myotis, 5344 nucleotides long. It is a transcript of the gene INPP4B, whose product is annotated as inositol polyphosphate-4-phosphatase type II B. The record is from RefSeq and is a predicted model, not a curated record. Gene Ontology annotation, molecular function: phosphatidylinositol-3,4-bisphosphate 4-phosphatase activity. Gene Ontology annotation, cellular component: cytoplasm. The transcript has 26 exons. Lineage: Eukaryota; Metazoa; Chordata; Mammalia; Chiroptera; Vespertilionidae. Bases 506 to 3277 code for a protein of 923 amino acids.
AGCGGGGAGCGCGGCGAGAGCGGGAGCCCGAGGGAGUGGCGGGAGCCUCGCAGCCUCUGGAAGCCGCGGCCCGCGCCCCGCGCCCCGCGCCGCCCGCAGCCUCCGGGUUCGCAGCCCCGGGAGCCGGGCUCCGCUCUAUAAAUAGCAGGUCACGGCUCUGCUCGGCGCGCACACGCUCCCCGGGAACGCCGGAAAGUCGGGCUCAAAGUGUCUGCUGCUGCUGCCGCCCCCCACUCCGCCUCCGGGAGAGAACCCAAAGAAAUGGUGUUACCUGGCAAGAGAUCUGCACUCUCUUAUGAAAAAUCAGACCAAGAGCUCUGAAAUCAGCAAAGCAAAACCGAAGAGCAGAGCUGUUUGAGGAAUACAACAAGAGAGCAGAAUUUCAGAGUGGGAUAUCAGGUCUUUAGUGUGAAGAUACGUCGAUACUAAACCAGGAAUCAUUGGCAGUGACAUUUGGACACAAAAUAUUAGAAAACUGAAAAGUAAGCAACUGUGAAGGUUGAUCAUGGAAAUCAAAGAGGAAGGCACAUCAGAAGAAGGCCAGCACUUCCUUCCCACACCCCAGGCAAAUGAGAGUGGGGACUUCCACUUGACAAGUAUUCAGAAGAUGCCAAAUGAACCGCAGUUGGAAUUUAUCCUUGCUUGCAAGGAUCUGGUGGCUCCUGUCCGCGAUCGGAAGCUGAAUACCCUGGUGCAGAUCUCUGUAAUCCACCCCUCGGAGCAGGGACUGACAAGAUACUCCAGCACGGAAAUUGUGGAGGGAACAAGAGACCCACUGUUUUUGACGGGUGUCACUUUCCCAUCUGAGUAUCCCAUCUAUGAGGAGACCAAAAUAAAACUCACAGUCUAUGAUGUCAAGGAUAAGUCUCAUGAUACCGUUCGAACCAGUGUCCUGCCUGAACACAAGGAUACCCUGCCGGAGAUUGGGCGGAGCUUCCUGGGCUAUGCCAGUUUUAAAGUGGGGGAGCUACUGAGGUCAAAGGAGCAACUGCUAGCCCUGAGCCUGAGAACUUCAGAUGGUGGCAAAGUUGUUGGCACCAUAGAAGUCAGUGUCGUGAAGAUGGGGGAGAUUGAGGAUGGGGAAGCCGACCACAUCACGGCAGAUGUGCAGGGACAAAAGUGUGCACUUGUAUGUGAAUGUUCAGCAUCAGAGAAUGUGAGCGGAAAAGACAACUUACCUUUUCUGAAUGCAGUGUUAAAGAACCCGGUGUGUAAAUUAUAUAGAUUUCCCACAUCUGACAAUAAGUGGAUGCGAAUCCGGGAGCAGAUGUCAGAGAGCAUACUUUCUUUUCAUGUUCCUAAGGAAUUGAUCUCUCUUCACAUAAAAGAAGAUUUGUGUAGGAACCAGGAGCUAAAAGAACUUGGUGAACUCUCUCCUCACUGGGACAAUCUGCGGAAAAAUGUCCUUACUCACUGUGAUCAAAUGGUGAAUAUGUACCAAGACAUUCUGACAGAACUCAGCAAGGAAACAGGGUCCUCUUUCAAAUCAAGCAGCAGCAAAGGAGAGAAAACAUUAGAAUUUGUUCCAAUAAAUCUACACCUGCAGAGGAUGCACGUACACAGCCCUCACCUGAAAGAUGCUCUCUAUGAUGUUAUCACCGUGGGAGCCCCAGCUGCCCAUUUUCAGGGAUUUAAGAAUGGUGGUCUUCGGAAACUACUCCACAGAUUUGAAACGGAAAGAAGAAAUACUGGCUACCAGUUUAUUUACUAUUCACCUGAAAACACAGCCAAAGCAAAGGAAGUUCUCAGCAACAUUAAUCAACUACAACCUCUGAUAGCAACCCAUGCAGACCUACUGCUUAAUUCUGCAAGCCAGCAUUCUCCAGACAGCUUGAAGAAUUCUUUAAAGAUGCUUUCAGAAAAAACAGAGCUUUUUGUUCAUGCUUUUAAGGAUCAGCUGGUCAGAAGCGCUCUGUUAGCACUUUACACUGCCAGGCCAGGAGGCAUCCUUAAAAAGCCACCCUCGCCUAAGAGCAGCACCGAGAGCAGUCCCCAGGAUCUACCCCCACCAAUGAGAAGGCAGGACUCCAUUCCCCAUCAUUCAGAUUACGAUGAGGAAGAGUGGGAUAGGGUGUGGGCCAACGUGGGGAAGAGCCUGAACUGCAUUAUUGCUAUGGUGGACAAACUGAUUGAAAGUGAUGGUGGUAGUGAAGACAGCGGUGGCAGCAGAGAUGGAGAGCAGGACCUUUCUGUCGUGGACUCCAUUAAAACUCAUCCAAGGGAGGACUGGUAUGAACAGCUGUACCCCCUCAUCCUUACCCUGAAGGACUGCAUGGGGGAAGUGGUGAACCGAGCCAAGCAAUCCCUGACCUUCGUACUCCUUCAGGAACUGGCCUACAGCUUGCCCCAGUGUCUGAUGCUGACUCUGAGACGGGACAUCGUCUUCAGCCAAGCACUUGCUGGAUUGGUCUGUGGUUUUAUCAUCAAAUUACACACAAGUUUGCAUGACCCUGGCUUCCUACAGCAGCUUCACACGGUGGGAUUGAUAGUACAAUAUGAAGGACUGUUAAGUACAUACAGUGAUGAAAUCGGAAUGCUGGAGGACAUGGCUGUUGGCAUUUCAGACUUGAAGAAAGUUGCAUUUAAAAUAAUUGAAGCCAAAUCCAAUGAUGUGUUGCCAGUUAUAACAGGGAGACGUGAACAUUACGUGGUGGAGGUGAAGCUUCCAGCGAGGAUGUUUGAGACUCUACCUCUGCAGAUCAAAGAAGGGCAGUUACUGCAUGUACAUCCCGUACUUUUUAACGUCGGAAUCAAUGAACAGCAAACUCUUGCUGAGAGGUUUGGAGAUGUUUCUUUGCAAGAAAGUAUUAAUCAGGAAAAUUUUGAACUUCUAAAAGAAUAUUACACGAUAUUUAUGGAAAAGAUGCCUCCUGAUUACAUUUCACAUUUUCAUGAACAAAAUGAUUUAAAAGGAUUAUUAGAAAAUCUCCAUCAAAAUAUCCAAGCCAAAAAGAGGAAGAAUGUAGAAAUCAUGUGGCUAGCUGCAACGAUUUGUCGCAAACUAAAUGGUAUUCGUUUCACCUGUUGUAAAAGUGCCAAAGACAGGACGUCGAUGUCAGUGACGCUUGAACAGUGCUCCAUCCUGAGAGACGAGCACCAGCUGCACAAGGACUUCUUCAUCCGAGCACUGGACUGCAUGAGAAGAGAAGGAUGCCGCAUAGAGAAUGUACUGAAGAAUAUCAAAUGCAGAAAGUAUGCUUUCAACAUGCUACAGCUGAUGGCUUUCCCCAAGUACUACAGACCUCCAGAGGGGACUUAUGGAAAAGCUGACACCUAAGUUUUCCAACAUGUAAAUAAACAGGAACACAAAUACGCUUCAGUUGGAUACUCUCUACUUUUUCAUUUUUCUUUUUUUGUCAUGAAUUUGUGGAGGGCGAUCAUCAGGGAUGUUUGCCCAAAUCUAGGAAUUACUUGAAUUACGGUUAUCAGCAUAUUACUCUGAAAGAUUCAUUUUUUAAAAAUCUUACAUAAUAUUGUCCUUUCCAGUUCUAAGUUUCUAUGUGUUGACUCUUGCUGAUUGAAAUCAGCUCGGAACAUGUAACUUUCAUUCAUGGGGUAUUUAAUGAAAGACAUUCUGAGGUAACAGGUGCCAUGGGGGACUAGCAGUGACUCAGAGAGCAGUGCUGUCCCUCCACAAUGAAGCUAGGAGAGUGUGACAGGGAGAGGGACUUUGUGAAAUGUCCCAGAUUUCCUCACACAUACUCUUAGAGCCCAUUUUGGAGGUUUAAAACAUAUUUUUCUAGUGAAAAUGUGCUUCAGCACCAAUUUUUAAGUUUAUAAUUUUAGCGUUUGCGAAAAGCAGGAAAAAAUAGUGGCACGUUACUGUGCCCAGAUUCUAAUAAAUACAGCUCAACUGAAACCCAAACUGUUAAUUUAACUCUGGCAUGAUGCUAAGUCACCACAGAUGUUUUAGGUGUUUGAUUUCCAAAUAGGAUGAUGUAUCAGUUGUUAAGUUUCAUAUUCAGGGCGCCCUGGGUAAUCUUGUAGGAAAUCUAUUAACUUAUAUCACAGAUUUAAGAAACUGAUCUGAGACAAGCUUUAAUCAGCAAUUACCAAGGGAAGCAAACUUUUUGAACUCAAGUUGUCCUUAAGAGCUGGAGGCUUUACAAAUUAUGCAUUACUGAAGAGAAUGAUUUGCUCAGAAUGGUGUCACUGAUUGAAUAUUUUAGUGUGAAUUCACAUUCAUUUAGCCGCCCGUAAUCUUCAAAGUCUAUGCUUCUUCACCCCCCGCCCUGCCCCAUAUUUAUUUUUCAUUGCUAUAUAAAGAAAGCUCCAACAUAUAACUUUUUUCUUUUUGGCGGUUUUAAGUCAGAACUUUCCAAGCAGAUACUCCCUUUAGCAAAAACUGUCUUUCAGAACAGGAAAAUAAAAUUAAUGUUUUAGAUUUUGCAAACCAAUUAGGUACAGAGUUAAGAUAUGGAACUUUGGAUUUUAUUUCUAGCCAAGUAAGAGAAAGCCUAAAGCAUUUCUGAUGUCAAAGAAGCAAAUCAUCUGGCUGCUAUAACAAGGAAGUAGGAAAACAUUGUAAGGUAAUAAUAAUCCCCCAAAAACACAUGCAAUAAGUUCUCCUGAGCUUGAACUUUUAUAGAUUACAUGAAUAUUUAGAAUUUUAAAUUAAAAACAGAAAUAAGACUCACAAUUAAAUAGAGUACCCAGAGAAAAUGAAUAUUAAGGGAGAGAAGACCUAAUUCAAGUGAUGUUGCCUGAUAAACCGUAUAUAUGUAAGUAAACAGACUUAUUUAAGAUGUUGCAUUUUCACACUCAUAGUAUGAAUACAUUCACAAUUUUCUUAAAACCAUCUAAAUUAUUCCAAAGGACCCAAUCCAACAGUCUAUCUUUAAUGAUGACUCGGUGCAGUACUAUUAAGUAGCAAGCAAUAUUGACCCAACUAUUGGCAAGAUUGCUAUAUUAUCUAUAUAGUUCUGUGAUGCUUUUAUAUCACUUUCAAUUUUUAAAAACAUUUCACGUCAAAGAACUUUCAAACUUUUAAAAGGCACACCCCAUGUGUCUAUAAUUAUGUAAGACACCCAUGUCACUGCACACGUUCAAUCCUUUGCACACAUAUACUUCUCAUGUGAAUAUUUCAUUAUUUUAUUUAAUCUAACAUCUAAUUUUCAGAUUCUUGUGGUACUUAUGUGAAAAGUUGGCAUGUGUUUUCUUAUGUUAAGUAUAUAUUCUAGAUGAACCAACAAUGUGUAUUGCUAGGAAAUGAGGCAAAAAUAGGUUAGAUUAUUUUAUAUUUGCAUUUGGAGAAGUAUUAUUUUGUUUUAUUGUUCUGUGGAAACCAUAUUCAUUGUACACUGUGUGUAUUUUUUGUUUAAAUAAAUGUGAUUUUUAUUUUUUA